AAAAAGCAGUUAAGCACAAACUCUGAAACUUGAGUUUUAGUCAGUUGAUCUUGGUAGUUCGCACUCGUGGUGAUAGUAGACAAAAAGUUAAUUAGUGAGUGAUAUUUAUAUUAUUAGUGAUUCCAGACUUAAAUAAUUGGUAAAUAUUUUAACUAAUUCUACUACUUCUAAUUCUACUACUUCAGAUUUGCCACAACCUUGAAACUUUUUACCGUCAAAUAGCAACUGAAAUCUAUAAAAAUGGCUAAACCUCAAAAUGGUUCGACUGAGAUGGAGAGUUUCCUGCCUCAGGACAACUCUAAUUCAAAUGGAGUCACAAAGUACAAAAUAUCAUCCAAAGGAGAUGUAGAAGCAGCUGCAAAUCAUGCAGGUUUUGAUCCAUUUAAGGCUCGACAGUUAGCUCACCCAGUCUCGAAUUGUGAUACCCUUACACAUUUAUUAAAAGCUUCUCUGGGAACUGGUAUAUUAUCUAUGCCUGCCGCUUUUAAAGCUUCUGGUCUAUCUAUGGGAAUAUUUUUAACUAUUUUUGUGUCUUUGAUAUGCACUCACUGCGCUUACGUGCUGGUAACAAGUGCGCACGAGCUGUACAAAAAGACGAGAAAAACACAAAUGGGUUUUGCUGAUGUAGCAGAACAAGCUUGCCUGACUGGUCCCCAGUGGGGACGAAAAUUUGCACCGUUUGCUAGGAACCUUAUACGUUUUGGGCUAUUCGUGACGUAUUUUAUGACCUGCAGUUGCUAUACUGUGAUCAUGGCCAAAAACUUCAACUACGUCGUCAACCACCACCUGGGAUAUGACGUGGAAAUUAGGAUAACAAUAGCAAUUAUGAUGGUUCCUCUUAUUCUAUUGGCCUACGUACCUAACUUGAAAUAUUUAGCUCCAUUUUCCAUGGUUGCUAAUGGAUUCAUGGCUGUAGGAUUAGGAAUUACGUUUUACUACCUUGUGAUUAACCUCAAACCCGUUUCUGAAGUUGCUAUGAUAGCGGAUGUUGGUACCAUGCCUGUGUUCCUCAGCAUUACAAUAUUUGCCAUUGAAGCAAUUGGUGUGAUUAUGCCAUUGGAAAAUAAUAUGGGAACUCCUCAGUCUUUCAUCGGUUUAUGUGGAGUAUUGAAUCAAGGAAUGAGCGGAGUUACCUUAGUAUACAUACUCAUCGGGUUCUUUGGAUAUCUUGCUUUUGGAGACCAGGUUGAAGGAUCAGUUACCUUAAAUCUACCUAAAGAAGCCAUUGCUGCCCAACUCGUCAACGUUCUAGUCGGUGGAGCGGUAUUCUGCACCUUUGGACUGCAAUUCUACGUCUGCAUCGACAUCGCUUGGAACGCCAUCAAAGACCGCUACGCUAAAAGUGAAAAAGUGGCCAACUACAUCAUGCGCACGGUGAUGACCUUCGUAUGCGUCGUCCUAGCAAUCGCCGUACCCACCAUCAUACCAUUCGUGUCACUCAUCGGUGCCUUCUGCUUUUCAAUUCUGGGAUUGGCCGCUCCAAUCUUGAUCGAAAUGCUGACAUUCUGGGAAAAAGGAUUCGGAAAGUACAACUGGAAGAUCGUCAAGAACUUGAUUGUAUUCAUUGUAGCCAUUCUGGCUUUGAUAUUCGGAUCGAAGGCAGCUAUCGAGGACAUCAUCGAUAUGUACUCGAGUAAGAAAUUGGAACCAAUACUACUAGGAAAUGGAACUACUCACGGCAACAACACAGUGAAUGGUACUCUUAGUGAAGUACUCACAAACGUCACCAGCACUUUAGCGUCCACUGUAGCGUCUUUAAAGUCAACCACGAGUAUACCUCCCACGACGGUGAAUUCAACGACGCUAUGAAUAAUUAGGCCAUUUAGGUAAUUUUUAAUAAACUUUCAGUAUUGUCGAAGAGGUGUAAUUUUUGGUGAAGAAACUAAGGAGGUAAAGUCAAAAAACGUUGCUGAGAAUAUCUACCGAUUACAAUUAUUGCGAAAAACAAUCACUUUAACCUUCCAGUUGACGCUCAAUUUAAUUUCUCAUGAGUGGGCGCGUGUCGUAAAUUUUACGUCUUUGUUUAAAUGAUGUUUUCUUCAAUAAAAUGUUGAAUAUCAAACAAAUUGAUAUUCUUCUUGUAGUGCCUAUUCGUUUCCGAUGUUGGCGACCAUCAUUGCAAUCUGUACUUUGCACACUUCUGCUCUAAAAAUAUUUGUGGUUGUUGUGUUGAACCACUUUUCUUUGCAAGAUUAGUUGCAGCAGUCCAUAUCUUUUGCUGUUCCUCAUGAUAUGACCGAGGUAUUCGAUUUUGGCUGUUUUUGUAGUGGUCAAAAGCUCUUUUCUUUUUGCAUUCUCAAAAAAGCACGCUGAUUAGUAAUGUGGUCGAUAUAAGAUAUCUUCAGGAUUCGACGAUAAAGCCACAUUUCGAAAGCAUCAAUUUUCUUGCAGGGUGACGUCUUUGAGAGUCCACGACUCAACUCCGUACAACAGUAUAGGAAAGAUUUAACAUCGUAGUAACCUGAUUUUUAUGAGUAUUGAUAAAUCAUAAAAUUUUAAUAGCUUAGCCAUUUUUUGAAAUGCAGAUCUUGCUUUCGCUAUCCUACUUUUGAUUUCUAGGGAAUGAUCCCAAUGUUCAUUGACGUUCGUACCAAGGUAUGUGUAUGUUUUUACUCUUUAUAUUUGUUGACCGUUCACACUGAUUCGACCAAAUUGCUGUUCCUUCUUAGAGAUCAUCAUAUAUUUUGUUUUCUUAGUAUUUAGUCGAAGUCCCUAUCGCUGACUUACUUCGGUGAUGCUAUUCAUUAAUUCCUGGAGCACUUCAGAACAGUCGGCGAAUACCAUCGUGUCGUCUGCGUAUCUAUUGUUAUUGAUACAUUCUCCGUUAAUUCGAAUUCCGGUUUCAACAUCAUCCACUGCUUCUUUAAAGAUUUCCUCAGAUUAUAUGUUGAACAGCAGUGGUGACAGUAUACAUCCCUGACAGACCCCACGUUUGAUUUUGAUAUUGUCAAAUUCUCCUGCCUCCGUCAGGAUAGACGAUCUUUGAUUCCAGUACAGAUUGCUAAUUGGUACAGAAAUUGAUAUAAGAAUAUAAAAAACUAUUUUUUUUAUAUUUGUUUACAAAAAAAUCAAACAACACCUCAAAAAUAUAAUAUUUUGAAAGAAUCUGACUGUUGGACAGAAUCAACAAUCUCAUUCGUACAAUAAUCUCAAACUUCUUCUUGCACGUAAAUGACUGAAAAUGGCAACACUUCAUUGAACCUAAGAACCUUUUCUUCUCCAUUACACGUUGCCGACACACACAUAAUAUUAAUAUAUUGAUAUAAAACAGCGCGUGUCCUGAAUUCAGUGGCGGAUCCAGCAUCGUUAAGAGGGGAGCUGAUUGGCUAAAUUUCUAUAAAAAUAAAUGAAUGUUUUUAUAGUCUAUAUAUACAUAUACAUAUAUACAGGGUGUCCAGAAACUCUACCGACAAACGAAGACAGGAGAUUCCUCAGAUAAUUUUAAGAUAUUUUAACCCAAUUCACCUAGUCCGAAAAUGCUUCCUAAGGGAGCUAGAACUCUUUGAAGAUGGCGUCGUGUAAUUAGUUUUUCUUAAAUAACUCCAGAACGCUUCUAUUGAGAAAAACGAAAAGUGGUGCACUUAUUUAUAUUCCAGAGAUAAAUCGAUUCCAUGCAUUGCGAAUUUCUAGUACCGGUCAUAGGCGUCCGUUUUGGGUAAGGCAACAGUUAUUUUAUCGCAUAACUUUUUUAUCUUUAAGUUUUAAGCCUUUUUGACUCUGGAUUUAUUAAAUUGUGAGGUAUUCUACAGCUAAAAGGUACUCUUGUUUUAAGUCGAUAGAAUACACCGUUUUCUAGAAAAAUCAUUUUGAAAAUUUUUCUUUUUUUGAAUUUCCGAAAAAAAUUUCAAAAAAAAACUAUUUAGAAAUCCGAAAAGUGGUACGUUUAUUUAUAUUUCAGAGAUGAAUCGAUUUCGUUAAUUGCGAAUUUCUAGUACGGGUCAUAUGCGUCCGUUUUGGGUAGGUCAACGGUUAUUUUAUCGCAUAACAUUUUUGUCUUUAAUUUUUAAGCAUUUUUUACUCUAAAUUAUUAAGUUACGAGGUAUUCUAGUAUUAAAAGUUACUCUUGCUUUAAGUUGGUAAAACACAGUUUUUUUUUUGAAAUUUUUUUAAAAAAAUUUUAAAAUUAAAAAAACGUAAAAUUUUCAAAUCGAUUUUUCUAGAAAACCGUAUGUUCUACCGACUUAAAGCAAGAGUACCUUUUAGUACUAAAAUACCUCACAAUUUAAUAAUCCAGUGUCAAAAAUGCUUAAAAGUUACAGACAAAAAAGUUAUGUGAUAAAAUAACCGUUGCCCUACCCAAAACGGACGCCUAUGAUCGAUACUAGAAAUUCGCAAUGGAUAGAAUCGAUUUAUCUCUGUAAGAUAAAUAUAUGCACCGAUUUUCGUUUUUCUAAAUUGAAGCGUUCUGGAGGUAUUCAAGAAAAACUAAUUACAAGACGCCAUUUUCAAAGAGCUCUAGCUCCCUUAGGAAGCAUUUUGGGACUAGGUGAAUUGAGCUAAAUUGUCUUAAAAUUAUCUGAAGAAUCUCCUGUCUUCGUUUGUCGGUAGAAUUUCUGGACACCCUGUAUAUUUAAAAAAAAAUUAAAUCACUUGGUUUGAGAGGGGGGAGCCGUUCGCCCCUCCCUGGAUCCGCCACUGCCUGAAUUUUACAAAUAACUAAAAUUUUUAAGGUAUCAUACACCUGUGCCUACACACGAUACGAUAUUAUAUCGAACCUCACAAACCCAGAAGCUGGAUGAGCUGACUGUUGACUGUGUGGUGUGAAUGUGAGGUACGAUCACGUGGUUUUGUCGUAAAAUUUACGACAGUGCGCCCGCUGGAAGGUUAAGAAACUGGUUCAAGAAAAAAUUAGAAUAGAGUUUUUUUACGUAUAACUGUAAAACUGUCAAUUCAUUAUUUAACCAGUUAAUUUUCUCAUAUAUCUAUAGGUAUCAUUAAAUCCAGUUCCGCUUGAGUUAAAUUAAUUUCCCUAUUAAUUCGUGUUUGUUUUCUCAAACAUUCACAGAUAUUUUUAACUGAAAUCUCCAUUUUAGGACUAUAAAGUAACUACAAAAACACCUCAAUUAAAUUUCUUCAAACUAUUAUUUUAUGUUUAUCUAGUAAAUCUAUUAUUUAUCAGUUCUACCUCUGAGUCAUCGAUUUCGUGAAUACUGUUAGUAGUCCCCAUUUGUUCCUAUUUUAGUUUUUAGGAAAUAUAUAAUUGUAUUCUACGUUUAUGCUGGUGUGGUGAAGUUCCUUUUUACUUUUUUAUUAAUAUUAUUUGAUAGUAUGUCAUAUAAAUCAUCUUCUCUUUUCAUUUAUUUAUUUUGUAAAUAACCAAUAACAAAACACAAAACCGUUGAAAAUGAGCUUCUUCCAAACAGUAUUAAUUAUUCUUAACUAAAAAUUACACCUUUUUGAAACACCCUGUAAUUCCUAAGGUAGCGUGCUGAUAAAUUGAGACGAUGGUUGGAGUUUUUUUAACCAAAUCAGUUGUCUUGUCGCACACGUCGAUAAAUCACUGAAGACGUUAAUUCUUUUCUUAUAUGGUUACCUCAUACUAAUAUCUUAUCAAAGUGGUUUAACCUACAGCAUUUUCUAAUGAGUGUACGUCAUUGAUAACAAAUUUAAUAGUAUGCUGAUACUGUCUGACAGAAUAGACAUAAUGAUAAAAUAUUGUAGCGUGCUUACGGUUAAAACAAUACUCUCGGUUCGUUUAUACGAAUUUAUUUAUACUAGUUACAGAUCGAAUUUAUAUUAUACACUAACUCUAUUUACAAAAAUUGUGCCUUAUACAUAAAUAUACCCUAGCCGUUUUUUCUGGAACGUUCCAGAAAAACGGAACCGCCCAUCACUAGUAAUUAUUGGCCUUGACCGUCGAUCAGUCGCGAAAAAUCGUCCAUCCAAUCGGUCGCUGACUCAUUAUUCCAGAUGUUUCCUCGUGUGAUGCGCUGUCGAGACGGAACCUGUUAUCUGCCGUCGGUAAUUCGUCACAACAUGUGAGAAAUACACGAUUGGAACUAUAAAGCGAGCUCUACACUCUCACAAAGUUAGUCGACGAAGUACUAGGGAAAGUUGUCCGAAGUGCAUCUCUACACACUCUUGUAACUUCGAGAACAUAUUCGCGCGGGGAGAAACUAACUUCGAGUCCUCUGACUCGGUCGCAAAAACCGACAGAAUGGAAGUAGCCCGAGUCGAAGCGAAGUCGCAUGAAAUACCUAUCUACACUCUCGUGCUCGCUGAACUUCGAUCAACGUCGCGAGUAGUAUAGUGGACGCUCAAGGCACCUAUAUAUUGCAAGGCACCAUACAACCUAUAUCUUGCUUUUAGAUCAUAUCUCUCAUUAUACUAAAUAACAAAUGUAGUCUCAAUGUUAAAUAAAACUACGGAAUUGCACUAUAUCUGUAAUAAUCACUAUUAUUACCUAUUACACUCGCUAACAAUAUAUUAUUCUUGUAUCAAAAACAAAACUAAAAACUACUUCCUAUCUUUAUCGAGUCAGAUAACGAAUCAUCCACACACAAGAGAGGUUGACCUUGAAAAAACACAUGAUCGUCUGCGCACUCGGCGCUCCACGUUAUCAAUAGAGCUCUAAUACAGGGUGCACCGACACAUUUGACUGCACAAAUUAAUUCUAAUAUCAAAAUAAUCAUUUUUUUUUCUUUUAAGGGGUUUUAAUUUGGACAAAAAAGCAAUUUUUAAAUAUUUUUAAAGGCAAAACUUUUUUUGCGCUUUUAGUUGAUUUUCGCCAAUGUAGAGGGCAUCUUCCAAAAUAUCCAUUUUAGUGUGGGAGACACUUCUGCCUUCCUGUAACAUUUUUUUUAAUUCCAACGGGAAACUUUUUAGAGGUCUAUUUAAUAGUCGUAUAUAAUAUAAAGUAUCAACACAAUUUUGGUUUACUGAGAUUGGUGUAGUAGAUUUUGAGAAAAACGUCUCCCAGAUUUGAAAAAUGGGAUUUUGAGAAAAACGCGUUUAAGGUAUCUUUACUGUAAUUUUAUCCAAUAAAAGGUCAUAUUUAUUUUUUCUCUAACCAGCGAUUCCUGGUGCAUAUUUCAAUGACCACCAGAUCCAGGCAUUUUUCCGAUUUUCAAAAUAGUAAUUUUCGACAAAUUUCAAUAAUAUAAAACACGUGCUCGCGUUUAUAAACCAACGCGUUUUAGAAACCAACUGUCGAGUUGCAGCUGCACAGGACAGGCGCCGUGCGCAUUGUUGUGUCCAAACUAGUUUUAGCUCACGCAGGUACCGUUAUAAAUACAGCUAUAACUUCGUUUCUAUAUGGAAUUUCUUAAUAUCUGUUGAUACAAUUUUAGAACAGUAUUUCUGUUACUAAGGAAUGUUUUUACGUAAAAAACAAAAACCUUUAAUUUAGAGAGAAGUCUCCUUAAGUAACUUUACGCAUAUGAAUGCGUUUAAUGUUCACAUGGAUCUUAAGUUUUGACAAUAAUUGUAACUACUAGCUAGUACUAUAACAUAGUUUUUGUUAUUGAUGACGUAUAUCGGAAUAAGUGGGUCAUAAAUAAUAGUAGUGAGUUAAAAUCUUGUCUAAAACAGGGAUCCUAAAAUCUCCAAAGGGUAAACAACACAUUUGAUAACAUAUUAUAUGAGGAUUUUUGUUACAUGUAAUUUUUAGUUUUUUUAUUAUUAUUUCUUGGGGCAUUUGUAGAUAUAAGCACGAGAAAUAACUUGUAAUAAAUGCAGUUCCUUCAUCAAAAAAGAUACAAUUCACGCAAUUUUCCGAAAUAUAUCUAUGUAUCAAUAGGUAUAUCAAUAUUCAAAAACGAAUUUAAAUAUCUUUAUGAGAUAACGUUCAGAAAGAUAAAUUUAUUUAUUCAAUUUGUAUUUUGGAAAAUCGUAUUUGGCUUUGGUGUACUAAGGUAUUCGCCUAAAUAAACUGUACUCUGUGUAUAUACGAGUAGACGUAUUUAAGAGUAUAUUUGUCGUAGGAGCAAGAUUUGUUAAUUUUCGUAUUUAAAUCGGUAAACACCUACUUAUUAUAGGAAUAUUUGUAGCGACGUGCUGUUGGUCUUGUAAUCAAGUAAUGAAAUCCACCUCUUCUUUUCAACCAGAUCCUUUGGAAAUACAAAGAAUCUACAUAUCCCUUUCUCACUAUAGUGUUUACACAAACAUUAUCAUUUUUAUUAUACAAAAUACAUACAACGGUUCACAAAAAUUCCUAACCUUUGCUUGGUGAAUAUCAUUAAAAAACUAUAUUUAUUUUCUAGAAAUUUAAGACCGAACAAUGUUGUUAUUAUCUUUAAAACGCUGUAGUUAAGCAGAAAAAACAGAAGAAACAGCAAAAUUUCAACUUUAUAGGAAUUAAAAAGGCUUGAGAUUGGGCAAAUCCUGGUUUUUCUACCUUUGUUUACAAAUAACAAUAUGACAGUCGUGACAUCACACUUCGGUUGUCAGCCUUAAAAUCUUUUCGUUUUUUUUUUAUAUUUAAACUAUAUUUAUGUUUUAUGUCAGACAUUUUCUACCAUGUAGAGUAUUUAUAGCAAAUUUCUAUUAAUGUAUUGAUAUAUUAUCACAAAAUAUUCGUAGUAAAAUUUUAAAUAAUUUCUUGUUUUUCUAAAUCAUACAUAUAGCAUACACAGCAUAUACAUAAGAUCGUCCCCCGGCGACGUCAGAGUGUGUGUACCACGUGACCUAUAAUCAUAGUUAACGCUCCCAGCGGAUACUGUUUAUUUUGGCAUAUUACCUUAUUUGAGUUAAAUAUAUGACAGCUGGCUUGUCAAUAUAGACUGAGAUUGUCUCACCAAGCUAAUUACAGCAAAAUUAUACUAAUCUUAAGGUUAAUUUACACAAUGUAACCAGAGAAAGCAUCUUCUUCAUUGGUUACGUUUCUCUUUAGUAGAAACAUGGUUUUACUGUGAUUUUGUUAAACUAUUUAUACCAAUUAAGUAUUUUUACUGUUUGUUUUUUUGCAUUUUAGGGUACUAUGUUUUUUAUUAAAUAUUUUUAGGUACUUUACAACUCUCUCCAGAGAAUAUCAUGUAUUUCUUUCUUAUUUAUUAUUAUUAUUGUAAGUAAAUCGAACACUUUGGAGAGAGGUGUAAUACAAAUUUAGUGAUAACUUAAAUCCCUUUUUGUAAAACAGAACUAAUGUGAAUAGAAUCAUACAAAUAAUUGUGUAGACCAAGUUAAUAAUUUUUGUACGUCUUUCAACUUUUAAAUGGUACUUAAACUAAUACUUCUACGGUAUGUCCUACCGUUAGGUUUUUAAUGCCCGGUUGCACCAACAGAUCUUAAGCUUAAGUCGAGAAUAUCAUAAGAAUUAAUAUAAUAUAAUUAUAAUAUAUUACAAUAAGAGUACCAUAAUAUAAUAGAUAUAAUUGAUAAUAAGGUAAGAAUCUAAAAUUAUGGUGCAACGUAAGUGAUACUCAAGGAGGCCCUAUUUAUAAGUAGAGCUUAGCUAAGCUGGAGCUUAAGAUCUGUUGGUGCAACCAGGCAUAAAAUAAAUAAGGUAAUAGGUAAUAGUAAAAACUUAAUCCACGCGUAGAGAAAUCAUUUGCCGAUUAUUGGAAUUAUUGGUUCCCGACAUUUCUUCUGUAAUGCAGAAGAUAUUGUCAAAUGCGAGAAGGGUAGUUUGUCUUUAACUCGAACAGUAUAAUUAUACAAACUGAUAAAUGAGACUAGUAUUCGUGUGACAAAUUUUUUUGAGCAUCUUUCUCUUUUUAUGGCUUUGUUUUUUGAUCAAUGUAUAACAUGAAAAGUCUAAUCUUACGUCAAGCUUCACCUUUGUAUUCCUGUGUUGCCAAAUUAUUAUCUCUCCACUACUAUUCCUUCUAGUAACAGAUUGUGACUGUCCGAUGACCUAUUUGCUUUGUUCGCAGACAGUCCAUGCCAUGACUGGUUUCUGACUGCGGAACUGCGCAUGCGAAUCAGUCAGAAACCAGUCAUGAACUGUCUCUGCGAACAAAGCUAUCUGACAUAUUUUGAUAUUUGACAUGCUUGUGUGGUUUUUAUUCCAUAUUAUAUUGUAAUGCCAGUUGUCCGAGAUUCUAAGAAUAUCUACAGCAUCGAAGGCCUUAGACAACUUCACAAAGUAAAUCUAUGCAGACGCGUUUUGCUGUAGUGCUUGUCUUUGAUUUGUUUCAUAAUUAAACUCACAUCUGUCACAUAUUUGACCCUUGUAACAGGUUGAUGCAUGUGUGUUAGAUAAUUGUGCUUCCAUUUUAAAACUAACCGAUGAAACAUUCGAUCCGCCCUUUUGUAUAUUCAGAAUAACCAAUGUGAUAUUAGAUUUAAUCUAUCAAUCCUAUUUCAUUGCGUAUAUAUUGACUUCUACACAAGUAUUGUAUGUUUUGUUUAAUAUCAUUGUGUUUUAGACCAAUUUACAGUUGUAGGUAUCUAAAUAGUUUUUUACAUUGUUCGAUUUUACUAAAAAUACGCUAGGCCGUUAUUUUUUGGCUUUAGUAUUUAUAGUAAAAAUGCCAACCGAGAAUUUGUAUUUAUUUUUAAUACUUGUACUACUAAGAGAAAUUUUUAUUUGUAAGAAAUUUUUGUAAUGUCAAUAAAAACUAAAACAUA
Diabrotica virgifera virgifera (western corn rootworm) is the source of this 10509-nucleotide messenger RNA. RefSeq names its product proton-coupled amino acid transporter-like protein pathetic (gene path). Gene Ontology annotation, cellular component: vacuolar membrane. Gene Ontology annotation, biological process: amino acid transmembrane transport. The coding region runs from base 241 to 1809 and encodes 522 amino acids. Lineage: Eukaryota; Metazoa; Arthropoda; Insecta; Coleoptera; Chrysomelidae. The transcript has 10 exons. Gene Ontology annotation, molecular function: amino acid transmembrane transporter activity. The record is from RefSeq and is a predicted model, not a curated record.